UCUCACGCUCCGCACAACUCAAUUACUUGGAACUCCGCCUCCUCCACCUUUUCUCCUAAAAUCGCCCUAAACCCUUUUUCUCUCUAAAACCCCAUUCGAAACCAAACCAUGAAGACAGUCCAAAGCCGGGUACUCUCCUCCGACCCAAUCUCUCUCUCCGACGCCACCUCCUUCCUCUCCGACUUCAACAGGUCCGUCUGCGGCGGCGGGGGCGGCGCGUCGGUCGGCGCGUCCCACGAGACCUGCUGGUUCGUCCGACGCGCCUUGGCCUCAUUCGAGGAGCUGGAGCAGCUCUAUCGCAAGCUCAAGGAUCCAAGGUCCGAUCGAAAGGGAAGACACCCCGGGUCGGAGACUCGAAACGACGACGUAGAGACCACCGUUGGGCAGAGCUUCGUGGCGAGCCGGGACGUGAGUGCCAAGCCCAAAAGCCACCGUCAGCGGGAGAGUGAUGACGUCAAUCGGAAAGUUGAGGUUGAAGAACAGAGUAAGGGUGGGAAUCGUAUUUUGAUGGAAGAUGGAGGUGAGAUUGCAGAGAGGGUAGGGGUAGAGAUUGAUGAUAAGAAGAAGAAGAAAAAGAAGAGGGAGGAAGAUGGUGAGAGUGAAAUGGGAAACGGAGAGGUAAAGAGGGAGAUUGGUUUUCGAGAUUUCGAGCAAGAUGAGUCACAGAAUAAGAAGAAGAAGAAAAAGAAGAGGGACAAUGUUGAUGAAAAAACUCCACCCCAGAAGGAGGAAGAUGGGGAAAGUGAAAUGGGGAGUGAAGAGGUAAAGAGGCAAGAGAAGAAGAAGAAGAAGAAGAAGAAGAGGAAGAGUGAGGUGUUAGAGAAUGGUGAGAUUGAUGCCUUGGAGGAACAACAGGAGAAGAGAAAGAAGAGGAGAAAAAGUUGAGAAGAUAAACAGUUGUGUUAGUUUUGUUGUGUUUCAGUUUUGCGGAAUUUGAUGAAGAUUUCAAAGGCCAUCUUUGGCUCGGCAGGUUCAGGGUAAUUCUAUGUAGGAUAGAUGCUCAUCCCUAUGUGAUACAAAGGGGAUGUGUUUCUUUGUUAUAUUAUUGAUUGCAAUGGAAAUUCUGCCCAAGUUUUGAUUCCUAAUGUAACUGUUAUUUAGUGUUUUUGCAAUUUCUGCCAAAUGUAUCAAUUGCAAAGUUAUGGAUGUGGCAAUGAAAUACUG
Messenger RNA from Rosa chinensis, 1164 nucleotides. Its product is annotated as protein PXR1. The coding region runs from base 109 to 885 and encodes 258 amino acids. The record is from RefSeq and is a predicted model, not a curated record. Lineage: Eukaryota; Viridiplantae; Streptophyta; Magnoliopsida; Rosales; Rosaceae. The transcript has a single exon.